CAAUCGAACUGUUGGUAGUCGCGAUGCCCGAACCCGCCAAGUCGGCUCCGGCGCCGAAGAAGGGCUCCAAGAAGGCGGUGACCAAGGCGCAGAAGAAGGACGGCAAGAAGCGCAAGCGCAGCCGCAAGGAGAGCUACUCGGUGUACGUGUACAAGGUGCUGAAGCAGGUGCACCCCGACACCGGCAUCUCGUCCAAGGCCAUGGGCAUCAUGAACUCGUUCGUCAACGACAUCUUCGAGCGCAUCGCGGGCGAGGCGUCCCGCCUGGCGCAUUACAACAAGCGCUCGACCAUCACGUCGCGGGAGAUCCAGACGGCCGUGCGCCUGCUGCUGCCCGGGGAGCUGGCCAAGCACGCCGUGUCCGAGGGCACCAAGGCCGUCACCAAGUACACCAGCUCCAAGUGAACUUGCCAAGUAAGCGUCUUCAGCUAACCUAACCCAAAGGCUCUUUUCAGAGCCACCUAUAUUUUCAUCCAAAGAGUUGUAACGUUAAGUAUACUUUUGACAUUGAAUUUGUUUGAAGACCGGCCUUUUAUAGGAGAAACAACCGAUGCCCACCCGCGUAGUAAAAGCACGUACGUCUUUUUCUGCUUCAAAACUUAUAGUCUCUCUUGUCCAUGUUACAGGGCCUGGAACUUUGCACACAUUCAAUUUCCAUUUCAGUCUACAGAAUGCUAUGGAAGCUGGGAAGGAGUUAGAAGGUGCCCCUGUUCUCUCCCUACCCCUAGGUCUUGUAUCCUGCCAGUAGCAAUUAGUUCCACCACCCUCUGAUUUCUACGCUCCCAGAAAUGUUUCCAUUCCUGUCCCUCCUAAGUUGUCAGCCUGAAUUCCACUUGGCCUCUUCCAAAUUUACAGGUUGUAUAACUUUUUCUUUUCUUUGUGCCCCAAGCCCCUACUUUUGCCUUCAAUUGUCUCUGGGAUACCUCAGUUUUGGCUGAAAAACCUGGGUAGCUUUUAAUUAAAUUAUAUUUGUAAAAAUCAAUACUUUUCCAUUUUCCUGAGAGAUGCAUGGCUCCAAGCUCCAUUGUUUUAAAUAAGGGCCACGACUACUUUACAUUUGAAAGCAUUUGUUUAUUGCAUUUCCUCUUUCCAUCAGGCACUUUGAUAAUCAUGUAAGAUAUUUUCUUUGCUUUCAAGGGACUAACAGUCUCAGGUUUACCACCAUCAGUUCUCCCAGGCAGGGGAAGUAUUCCAGGAUAUAGAAGUGAAUUGAAUUUGAGGGCAGCGGCAGUCCUAUGGAAUGUGGGGUUUCCUCUCCUAGCCUAACCAAGCCUUUCUUCUUGGCUGACUCAGGACACGUAAGGAAAGCUGAACAAGGAAUGCACCAAGAAAAGAGGUAUGUAGCUUAGUGCUGGAGAGAGGAGAUAAUCUAUGUAAAAAUACUAAAGUGUUGACAAAUCUACUUGAUGUGAAGUGUCUUUGAAUUCUAUCCAGACACCUUUGAAAGAGAAGACUUUGGUGCGAAGGUUCUGCCAUGUAAAUGAGCUUUGGUUCUCACACCCACUGUGCCUCACUUUAUAAAAUGAGGCUAUUACUAAAUAUUACUAAGUAAUAAAUAAUUAAAAUAAACUAUGGACACUUGUGAAAACAAAAUGCAAUAAUUUAUAAUAAAAAUACACAUUUUAGAGGAAUUUACAAUUCAGAAGGUUUUUAUGAACAUUAUGAGGCAAAGUUUUCCAUUUCUCCCAUAUUUCAUAUAUAAUAAAUGCAAGCUUUUUGAAGUAGAGUUAUAAUCAGAAGUAAUAAUACUACAACGAGUGGAGCAAGUGUUACUCCAUGAAAUUAGAAUUGCUGCUCUUAAAUCCAGACAUCCUAAACACCAGGAAGAAAGGAAACGUAAAAUGCUGCUCUCAAAAUUAGAGAACCUUCAACAUUAUGGGAGCCUGCAAUAUUUAGGAAGAAUUUACACGCAUCUAUAACAAUUCUGAUAAUAAGUAUACAUUUAAAUUUACAUAUAUGUGUAGUUGUAAUCUUAACCUCAAUGAAUACAGAAUCAAUUCUUAAGCUAUGGGGGGGUAUUAAUUUCCUAUUGCUGGUCUGACAGGUUAUCACAAAUUUAGCGGCUUAUAUCAGUAAAAAUUUAUAAUUUCAUAAUUCUGUAGAUCAGCAUUUGGGCAUGGAUCUCACGUGUCAGGAAAUCUGCAUUCUUCUCUGGGGUCUAUCAAAAGAAAUCUGUUUGUCUGCCCUUUCCAGCUCCUAUCAGCUAUCCUCUUUCCUUGGCUCAGGGCCCCUUUUCUCAGUUUUCAAGGCCAGCUAUCUCUGGCCAAAGCCUCGGGCUGUUAUCUCUCUGGUUCUGUACUCAGGUUCCCUCAUCCAAUUUUAAGUAUCCAUGUGAUUAUACUGGGUUCACUUGGAUAAUCCAGGAUAAUCUCUCUUUUAAAAAAUCAGGUGAUUUGCAAUCUUACUACCAUCUGCAACAUUAAUUGCCCUCUGUCAUGGAACCUAACAUAUUCACAGACCCGUAGAGGUUCGGAGUUAAAGAUAAUCGUGAUGGUAUUUUUCUGCCUAGCACCAUAGGUCACAGUGUUUUUAGAAUUUGAUAGAAAGCUAUAUACUUCCUGUUCUACAAGCGGGAAGAAUAAAUGGAUGCACUACCAUAUAUACUUUCAGGGUGAUCUUGUACUCUGGGAAAGGUCAUACAUACCUUGUUUACUUCUGGGAAUACAUAAAGCAAAAAUUGACUAUAACAACAGAAGCUCUCAUAUACAGUUUCCUGGUAUUGUUAGAUUUCAUUCUUUUACAUUUCUUUCCUUGUUGCUUUUGUUUUGUUUGAAGAUGUAUAUGUUCUUUGUGUAUGUUGUUUUGUGUGUGUGUGCGCCCGCAUUUGUGUUGUGUGGGGAGUAGAAAGUUUGUUAUUCAUGGAAGAAAUUAUACAAGAAUAUAAAAUAGUUUUACUUUUUCCCUACCUGGGUUGAACCCCUAAAAAUAUUCUGUAUGUUCAUCCUUAGCAUUUAAUUCAUGUGGCAUACCAUUCAUGGCAGUUUAUAACUUUAAGUACAUUUCUAAUUACAAGGAGAAAAGUGUAAAUUUCCAUCACCAUUAUUAUAUAUGUCUGCCUAUGCUAGGGCAGUGGUAGUGUUACUAGAACGACAUAUGAAAAAUUUUUUAAAGAUUUUAUUUAUUUAUUUAUUUAUUUAUUUAUUUAUCAGAGCAGGGUG
Messenger RNA from Zalophus californianus (California sea lion), 3157 nucleotides. RefSeq names its product histone H2B type 1-C/E/F/G/I. The record is from RefSeq and is a predicted model, not a curated record. Gene Ontology annotation, cellular component: nucleosome. Lineage: Eukaryota; Metazoa; Chordata; Mammalia; Carnivora; Otariidae. Gene Ontology annotation, molecular function: protein heterodimerization activity; DNA binding; structural constituent of chromatin. The transcript has a single exon. The coding region runs from base 24 to 404 and encodes 126 amino acids.